Molecule: messenger RNA, 4959 nt
Organism: Amoebophrya sp. A120
Lineage: Eukaryota; Dinophyceae; Syndiniales; Amoebophryaceae
Source: the annotation of a GenBank genome assembly
AGUCAUUGUCGAUCGGAACUCAUUGCAGUCCUCAGCACCAACGUGCACAUGAACUCGUUUUUGUCCUUGACCCAAACGUAGAACUGUGUUUAGUGUCUCUCAGUUUUUUCACAAAUAGCCCUUCUCUGAUCGUGCGUGUGGUCCCACCUCCGGGGUAGCUGCUAGGUCACCGCUAGCAGUGGAGGGGAGACCGAGGGGCCGCCGAGGAUCUUGAUGUCACUACAGUUGGUAGACAGCCUGAGCCAGAAGAUGGCGUCUUUGUAACAACUCCCGCAUCUUCUUCCUACUUCGCUGAGAAAUAAAACCCAAACGAGUUUCUAGUUCGCGUUGCACAACAAGAAGACUCGUGGUCCACUUUCGACGCGUCUUCUCCUACCUCUUUGGUGACCUCCACGAGAAACUGUUCUUAAGGCUGAUCGGAGAACAAGACCACAGCUUCUACAAAAAAAACCCGAGAGGACAACCACCACAACUUCGUACAUCGCACGAUGAUCUCGCUCAACGCGAUUACCAAGGAGCUGGUGCUGGCCUGCCGGCAGCUCGGUCUGUCGGUGUCCGAGUCGCUCGCCGCGUUGGUGGCCAGAACGAUCUUCAACAAUGCGACCUCGGCGUUCUACGCCGAAGCAGGCGGCUUGCAGGAGCCAGAGGCGAGGGUUGUGGUGGAGGAGAGUGUGAUAUGCAAAGAAACUACAACGGUUUGGCAGUUUUUAAGUACACAUUUUUUUGCAGGAUCAGCAAGACAGACAAACUCGGUCAUGAUGUAGUAGCCCGGGAACCUCGUUUUAUGUUCAUGCGUGUUUUUUUUCUUGCAUACAGUGACUGUAUUACAUACAGUCCUCUUGCUGCAAAUUUGAAUUUUUCCUGUCCUGUAGAAGACCAUAUCUGAACUGUUGCUGAGUCGGCAAAAAAUGUGUGUAACUGCUAGAAUACUUUUUUCUUGGGAUACAUGAAGAAGCUUUUUAACACCAAACAGCAGCCGGGCAUGGAAACAUUGGCACUACAAGCAGCGUAUUUAUUCGUUUCUUGACAUCAUCGACUUCUACAGCUUCGGCACUAUUGACAAAUUACUUUCAGAUUGCGUCAUUUGCAGCGUGUUUCGUUUUUCUUUACCGUGCAUGAGAAGCAGCAACUCCUCCGUCCUGUGCUCUGCAGCAUGUUUCGCAUGACAAUUUAAAAACGGUACAUCAGGUUUGAGACCGCAGCUCUGGAAGGCGAGCAGAAGGUGUCUGCGAUAGCGCAGGAGCAGGCGGAAUACGAGUCGAGGACGAUAAACUUCAUCAUUCAGGAGGGCGCCUCGAGUUCCGUGCACCUGAAUUACGAGCAGGGCAACUUGGUGUGGAACAAAAUCGUGGAGAUGCUGGUGAAGAGGUGUAAGGUCCCAUCCAUGCCGAGUUCGGUGUCCUCCAAGCCGAUAAAGGAGCACAACGACAAGUAUCUCGACAAGGAGAUGACGCAGAUCCUGGAAUCCGUCAUGCCGAAGGUCACCAUGCAGCGGUUUCUCGCGCUCACCGCCCCGGAGAAGCGGCAACAAACCGAGGAGUUGCUGCGAAUCUGCCACGGCAUAAGAAUUCUCAACCUCAAACUCGCAGCCAUACAAGCCACGGGGAGUGCAGGUGUGUCUUCAGAUUCAUUUUCAGUCUUUGUCAAGAACCACCACAAGCUUCUAGCAUGCUCCGUGACGCCGAAGAUGCGUAGAUUUCCUGCCUUGGAAAAAUCUAUAAAUGAAAUUUCUCAACAGCUGCCGACAGUGCGCCCUGCCUUCUGCUAGAGCAGUGCUGGACGGUGUCGAAAUUAGAGGAGGUGAUUUCCCACAUCCAAGAGCAAAUCGAGGAGUCAACCGAAAUGUGUCGGCAGUGGAAGGUGAUUAGCCUCAAGCACAACGCGAAAAAAGAGGAACUCGCGCACUGGCGGCAGAGGUUAGUCUACUGGCAAACGCUGUGCGACGAUUUCACAAUGCUGCAAACGAGGCUAGGGGAACACCGGGCGCAGUACGACGGGCUGGUGCAAGCGCUCGUGGAAAAAAUCGAGAUGCAGAGAGGUAUCUACAGUUUUGAUCAUUUGGGAGGGGAAAAUAGACCUUCUACUUCUUUCUAGAAAAAGGUGAUUGAGCGCCAUUUAUAAAGGUGAUUGAGCGCCAGUAUCUGAAUCUGUGAAGAUGCACAUGCAUAUUUAAUAUGAUGAGAAGCCAAGAAGUACUUAAAUAAAAUCUUUCGAAACUUGAAAGGUUCCCUAGCAAAGGGCGAAGUGUAUCCGCUUUUCGACAGUCUGGGAAAAUUGCUGGGAAUAGCAAGACUGGACCUGCAUCUGGCAACGGCCAAGCUCGACUUGAGGGAGCUGCUCCAGAAGUCACAGUAUUUUUUGAUUCGCAUCUUGAUGUAUUGCUUAGUUUCUCAUGCGACCAAGUUAUCGAAUUUGAACCUCAAGUAAAUAAACACGCGAGCUCAGAAACUACUUGACGUCACCCUCGCAGGUACUGCCCGACCCUCCCAAAAGAGUUUCUCGAAACGUUGAAAGCGGAGUCGAGCAAACCCGCCGAGUAUCAAAGCGAAAAAUCUCCCCUCCCCAUAAAAAAAUGGAAAUUUGUGAUGCUGAUUGCUGUUCACAAAUCCAGUUGUGAUGCUGGUAGGGAAGGGAUGCGGACUGUAGUUCUGUCUGGCACGGCCAAGCCUUGCCUCGCCAGCAUGACGGGCAGCAGCUGCAUUGUGCAGAACAGCAUGACAAAGAGCCUGAAGACUAGGCCGUGGGUGUGUCCCUUUACUUUCCAGCAAUACAGGUUGAUUUGUGUACACAAAUCGCGCAUCAGAAAUCUCCCUUUGAUAUGGGGAGGGGGGAUUUUUCCUCUCAAUACCGAGCCAAAGCCAACCAUGGACGAAAUCACGGAGCAAAUUACAACGCUGAUCACCGAGGUCCACGGUCCGGUGCCCGCGAUAUUAGAGACGAAAAACACGAUAUCGCAAGAAGAAGGUGGUCACAGUAGUUGCACGCUGUCUUCUUGCAGAACAUGCUAAUACCAGGCAGAAAAGUUCUGUCUUGCCGGACAUACUCAGCAGCUUAGUUUCAUACGUACAUGUUUUUUUUUUUCCAUACCCUCUCACUCUAACUUGGUGCACGACAGAUUUUUCUUGUGAUGCCGACCAAAAAAUCGGUGUUGCGGGAUUACUUGCAAAAAAUGUGUGCGACCGUAACACCUUUUUCUUGUUGGAUAUACGACCACGCAAAGUUCCUCCAGUACGAGCGGAACGGACACGCACCAGCAGUUUCCCCUCGUGGUUUCCGACCACCCGAUGUUUCUCUCCCCGGACACCACGCCCAAUUUUCUGCAGCUGCCGCUGGAUUUCCAGGGCUACUGCGUGCAGCGCUUGUGCAGCUCGGACGGGGUGCUCUCCUCCGGGGAUCCGGGGCUCGGGGUGAUCCAGUAUAAGGGGCGGUUUUGCGUGUUUGAGUCCUUUGAAAUGAUGAAGGAGUUUGUGAAAAGCCCGAGUAACGCCUUUCUCGCCGUGCGGGAGCACUGCUACAAGAUGCCGCAGCUGAUCCAGCUACUCCGAUUGCACGAGGACUUCCCGCAGUCAUCCUUGCAUGCGGUGUUGGAGCACUUCGGCGCGCAAAAGGUGGACGACGGUUCAACGCAGACGCCCGUGCACUUCCUGGAGUCGGUAUCAGAGGGGAGAAUCAACACAAACUGUGGUCCAGUGCAAAUUUCGUGCUUGAUUGGCAUGCCAACUUUUUUGUGCUGUCGCAUGGUAAUGAUAUCAGGAAAUAAAUCUACGAUGGAUAUAUAAUGCGCUAUAAUUGAAUUUCAAUUCCUUAUGUGCUACGAGAAAUCACGCAUACACUUACAGACACCCAGCGUCUACUCGCGCCUCUUCGGCAAGGAAGACGAACACCUUGCUGCUACGUUUUGUGCAUGACAAAUUGACAGUGAAAUGGUUCUUCCCUCCCAUAAGCGAACAUCGACCCGACGUAUGAGUGGAACGAGUGGAAAUUGAGGAAGGACGCCUUGAGGAUGGCAGGUACAGCAAGAAUUUGUGAUGCAGCAAUUCAGUAUAAGCAUCGAGUUCGAGAUCGACCCACUUGUCGAGUUUCUACUCAUAUGCCCGUCUAAUGCACUAGAAACCCGAUUUGUGAUGCGAAUAAACAAAAAAUUUUCCCAACAUCACAAUCCAGAUAUUCGUCGCAAGCACACCCACGGCACGCAGACGAUCGGGUCUACCUUCCGCCGCGAGAACGAAACGCAGACCUACUUGCCGAAGGACCAGUCAACGAGCACGGGCACGGAGAAGGGCAGCGCGACCAUGCGGUGGAAGAGGCACAUUGGCGGCUUAAGAGGAGCGAAGACGGAAAUGAAAAUCACGAACUUUAAGUUCGAAGUGUGAAGAGCAGGACGACGGCCGCUCAACGAACAACAGGUGCAGCAGGAGGCAGGCUGCGUUCAUCUUGUUCAGCACAACGCCGUCUUUUACAAUCUUAUCAAUUAAAUCAGACACAAGGUAGGAAGAAGAACAACCACAGAAAGUAAACACUUUGCAAGCUGAUUCUGGUAAAACUUUAGACAGGAAAGUACCAUACCAACUCAAACAACUAAACAGAAACUCAGUAAAUAAACACAAUGCUUUAUUUAGUGUUGUUGCAGACAAAAACUAACUUUUGAUACAACUUUUCAGACGUGCGUGUAGCCUCUUGGCAGUGAUCGUAUGGAUUCGGAUCGGCGUCGGGAAAAAAUCUGGUAUAUUGUCACGCCACGAAUUCAGCAUCGCUGCUUGGGUAGUGGAAGAACAAUUGAAACGUUGAACUCGUGAAUACAGCCAUUGCCGCGCGCAGAAAAUCUAAUGCAUUGUACACCAAGAUGAAGAUCAAAAUAAAACUUUAAUCGUCGCAUCGCGCGCUUGCUGAUUCUGAUGCGCAUUCCCAGCACCGGAAAAAAAAAGAAAAUGCGUGUGCAACUGCGGGUCGUUAUUUUCG